Messenger RNA from Uranotaenia lowii, 1305 nucleotides. Its product is annotated as tax1-binding protein 3 homolog. The coding region runs from base 210 to 581 and encodes 123 amino acids. Gene Ontology annotation, molecular function: protein binding. The transcript is spliced from 3 exons. The record is from RefSeq and is a predicted model, not a curated record. Lineage: Eukaryota; Metazoa; Arthropoda; Insecta; Diptera; Culicidae.
CAGUGACUGUUCUCGACUCUGCAGCAAUCGGUUGUGUAUAGUUUUCCAAUUUUGUAAAACUUUUCCUCGGUCCUCAGCCAACAGAAUCGAUUGUUAAAGUUAACUUCCGCCCAAAGGCAACGCAUCAAUCCUCGGUCACUCGAAUACCUCAAGCAACAGGUCCCGAUUUACUUCAUAGCCGGAAGCGAAAAAUUUGAAACCGUUCCAUCAUGGCAAAAAUGGCGUUCCAGCACCAGGCGGGUACCGCAAUGGAGUGCUUAAGCAUUCCAAUAACCCUGCACAAAGAAAAGGAUAUAGAUGAAGAAGGACGAGAAGUGCUAAAAUGUGGGUUUAAAAUUGGUGGGGGCAUCGAUCAAGAUUUCAAGAAAAGUCCUCAAGGGUACACCGACUACGGUAUCUACGUAACGGAAGUUCACGAAGGAAGUCCGGCGGCCAAAUCCGGUCUAAGGAUGCACGACAAAAUCCUCCAGUGCAACGGGUAUGAUUUCACCAUGGUAACCCACAAGAAAGCCGUCAGCUAUAUCCGCAAAAACCCGGUCCUCAAUUUGCUAGUUGCGCGAAAAGGUGUUACCUCAACGUAAAGUUUUUCACAGCCGUAUUCACGUCACGCAUCACAUUGUGGAGUUCAUGUUAAAUACUACAUCGAGUAAGAUCAAAAAUCAACAGCUAGAAUAUAAGCACGCAUUUACAGUUAGAUACAUAUAUGUGGUAAGCUGCUUUGUAGAAGGCAAAGUUUUAAUUAGCAUCCUAAUUAAGUAUGUAAUCCCAUCAUGCUGCCAAAAUUCCAUCCAAUUCCUUAAACAUAGGACAGAAAAAACGAAAACCUACGGAAACACCAUUCGCGAUCAUUUGGACUUAGUUUUGCUGUUCAGCAUAAAUGUGAUCAUUAUUUCAUUCCUCGUUAAAUCUAGAAAAAAACAAAAACCGUAACCAGGUGAUUCGAAGCGCUAGACAUUUAAGUAGAUUUUAGUGAGUACUUUUUCUUUUCAAAAAUUGAGGAUACUCUCAACUAACAUGAUGUCGUUCAAAACAGUCCAGAAUUCUAUCGUUCAGCUCUGAUUUUUUUUCAUAUUUGAAACAGCAGCGUACUGGUGCUGUCGAUUGCGCUUUCCUCAGUAAACUCAAAAUGCAAUGUACUGUUUUUUUUCGUUCUUCGCCGCGUAUAUUCUUUUUGCUGUUCGCCGAAAUCCUAUAGAAACAUUUUGCAUACUGGUAGUUUUAUAUACAGGUAUACAUAUUUUAGUAGUAGAUUGUAAAUUUUGAAUAAUUUUUAUACAGUGUUAUCCUAGAGUGGAACUAUUAAAG